Molecule: messenger RNA, 2586 nt
Organism: Homarus americanus (American lobster)
Lineage: Eukaryota; Metazoa; Arthropoda; Malacostraca; Decapoda; Nephropidae
Product: fibroblast growth factor 1-like
Exons: 5
Coding region: 1749-2357 (202 amino acids)
Biological process (GO): cell differentiation; positive regulation of cell population proliferation; fibroblast growth factor receptor signaling pathway
Cellular component (GO): cytoplasm
Molecular function (GO): fibroblast growth factor receptor binding; growth factor activity
Source: RefSeq, a predicted model, not a curated record
CCUUCCCCUGCCCGGGCCGUCGCAGCCCACGCCGCCGCCACCACCACCACACACGCUGAGGACCGACCACGCCUCCCUCACCCUCACCACCUCCAUCCUCCCUAUACCUCCUGCAGCACCACUAAUACUUACACCCUUGAUCUGUAUACACACUUACCCCUUCUACACCCUCAUUAGCCACACCCUCACCUCUGCACUCCUCCUGACAGCUUCACUACCUGUACUAUCCCUAGCUACACCCUCACUGCCUCACAUCCUGCACUCUUGAUACGCCCGCCGCCCCUGAGCCGUGGGUGUGAGGGAGCAGCUCUCAGGGCCACACGUGGAUACCAGCGUCUUGGUGCUCCGGUGCGAUUCCUUUAUUUUUGUAUAUAUAACACGAAGGCACUGCUUCUCAGAAGGUGCGCCCCGUCACACAGCUGUCGACCCUAGCCGCGCCAGAUGUAAGUGACUGUCAUACAACAACAAAUGAACGCGUUAACGCAGUGAAGGUGUUGGUGAUUUACCUGAACUAAGUAAAGGAAAUUAAAUUCAGUGAUAUUACCGCCUGAAGUGAAAUUGGUGUCGCAGAUCUUAUUUAAAGUAUGAAGUAUCCAUCAGUGAGUGCUGGACGGAACAAAACAUUAUUGCGUGCGGCAGUGAAAAAGUCUUACAGCUAAAAAUCGACCAUUUCUGAGUUCUAGCACGUGGAAGAGUAAAGAACUGAACACGUGGCUAGUUACCCCGUGACAAGCUUUGAGUGGCGGACGCAACACACGGGAGAGCCAGCCAGGUGUACGAGACACACGGGGCGAGUGUUGCCGCACUAGGAGGGUGUCACGCCCCUCCACAACAAUCCUGUCUCUCCGGUGUACGAGUGCUGGGGUUGUCUCAGCUGUCUCCCUGACAGCACAGUUUUUACGUGUACCUGUUUCUGCACUACCACCCCAUCAACUACCACCUCCACUACACUAUCAACUACCACAACAUCAACAAUCACAACCACCACAACUUCAACAACCUCAAUCACCACCACCAAGGACGACGUGGGUGUGCAAGUAGCGGCUCCUCACCACACGGGCACCUCACUCCGGUACCUGCUGCCUCUUGGCUCUCUACUUCCGGAGUGCUACCGCUUCCACACCUGCUGCUUAUGUUGGCCCUCUACACCUGAAGUGACCCCACCUCCACACCUGCUGCCUCUACCCCGAAGUGACUCAUUACGUGCUCGUUUAAUAUAUUUUUGGGAAUAAAAAAAAAGUGAUGUGUCAAGAAUUUAUAUGCACAGCAAACCAAGCUUUGAACUCAUACUUGGGAAGGUGAAAUUACCCGAGAAAAGAUCUUAUCUGAGCAGUCAUCCCAUACAACCUGCCAACCAGUGUUAGUGUCAACCAUUCACACCUCGAACCAUUUUCCGGCAUUCCCAAAGCUGAAAAGCAGAAGUGUUGUCAUUAAGGCCUAAAAUCGUCUCCCAGACCCCCUUCCCCAUCAUCCUCAAUGACCCAGGAGUCUCAGCUCACACUGUAAUAAUAGUGGUAUUGUGCUGUUGAUUAACAUUAUCUGUAACACAUAUUUACUAUUUGUAUAUAAACUACCAAAACUAGCCGCAGCUCCUCCACUGUACAUAUAAACUAGCAACAAUACCCUGAGGUCUUCCAGUGCGCCAGCCUCAACUGUGAUCACUUAACAGCUUAAGUGAGGCGAUCGUCUCCCCUCCGCCCAGCACCCGCGGGUCGCCAGACUCCGGCAGCGGCCACACCUCCCUCACCAUGUCCACGUGUUGCCGGUGUUUGUGUUGCCGGGAAGAGAGCUCCGACGACUCCGACUUGGAGGAGGAGGUGCCCCUCCCUCCUGGCCUCCUGCCCGUGCAGAAUGAAUCCAAGGCCCAGGAAACCGUGCCCAUCCACACCCCCUCCGCCAGCAGGGAGUGUCUGCUGGAUCCGCCACUUAGGGAGCGACUUCUGCGCCAGCCUCAGCUCAGCGUCAGGAAGCAGCUCUUCUCCAUGACGGGCUACAACCUCUCCAUACACCCAGACAUGUCCGUCAAGGGCACCAGGGAGUUCUACAAUAUCUACGCCAUCCUGGAGGUCCGCGCCGUGGGGAAAGGGGAGGUGCAGGUGAGAGGGGUCGAUGCUGGGCUCUUCCUCGCCAUGAACCACAAGGGCAAAACCUACGGAGAGCCCAACGAGCUCAAGGAGAAUACAGUGUGGGUGGAGACGCUGUCAGGUGCCUUCUUCAACUACCUGAACAAGAAGUAUGCCCACUUGGGGUGGUACCUGGGCAUCAAGAAGAGUGGCAAGGGCAAGAAGGGCCACAAGACCGAGUAUGGCCAACGAGCUGUCCAGUUUCUCCCCAGACAUCCCUACCCGAUCGGCUAGACUGGUACAAGAUCCGUCAUUGUGUCAACAUGGAUGUCAAUCUUUAUCACAAUACCCGUAAAGGGCAUUUAUAUACAAUCUUUUAAAACUUGCUUCAUUUCUCUUCCAGUUAAAGGAGGGUGAGGUUGGAUCAGCUGUCCUACGUCAACAUUAACUUCGAUUCUCUGUGGAAACUUGAGAGAUGUUGUAAAAGGAAUACUGUAUGUAAAUUGUUCACAUCCUGAAUCAA